CAAAGAGAUUAUUAAGGAAAAUGAAACGACAAGUCGGAAAAAGAUGGCAGUUUCUUUCUCUUUCUAACCUUCUUCUCUUCGCUUCACCAAGUGUAAAAAGCCUAUCCUUCCGGGGAUCUUUAUCGGUCUUCCCCGAGAAACUCGUUGUCUUUUCAUCCAUCGGCGGUGCUAACGGUUACGGGGCAUUGAAGAAGCUGAUAAUGAAACCUUGUGCUUGUUGGAAACUGAAGAAACUUUGAUAGAAGAGAAAUUAGAGUUUGGUUAUCAUGAAUAUGAGGCAGCGUCCUCAAGCGGCUGGUCGUGGUGGCUUUCCGAACCCGCCGCCGCCGGUGGAGCCAUACAACAUAAUCCCUAUCCAUGAUCUUCUCACUGACCAUCCUUCACUUCAGUUGCCGGAGGUACGCGCCGCCGCCGCCGCUUUACGCACUGUAGGGGAACUCAGGAGGCCUUCAUUUGUUCCAUGGAACCCUAAGUACGACCUAUUGGACUGGCUUGGACUAUUUUUUGGGUUUCAGAAUGAUAACGUUCGGAACCAACGGGAGCAUCUGGUUCUUCACCUUGCUAAUUCCCAAAUGCGGCUUCGUUCAUCUCCCGAACAGCCGGAUGUACUCGACCGCACGGUGCUUCGCAACUUUCGCAAGAAACUUCUUCGGAGUUACAGUUUGUGGUGCUCUUAUUUAGGCCGAAAGUCCAAUGUACGGUUCCCAAGUCGAGACCAGAGCGAGGAGCGACGAGAAUUGCUGUAUGUUUCACUUUACCUUUUAAUCUGGGGAGAGGCUGCUAAUCUUCGAUUUCUUCCUGAAUGUUUAAGUUACAUCUAUCAUUUCAUGGCUAUGGAACUUAACCAGAUUCUCGACGAUUACAUAGAUCCCGAUACGGGUCGGCCAUAUUCGCCAGCGAUUCAUGGAGAUUGUGCAUUUUUGAAGAGUGUAGUAAUGCCCAUUUACCAGACUAUUAAGAUUGAGGUGGAGAGUAGUCGAAAUGGUUCAGCACCACACUCGGCGUGGCGGAAUUACGACGAUAUCAAUGAAUAUUUCUGGAGUAGGAGGUGUUUCCGCAGUCUUGGGUGGCCAUUGAAUUUAAGUAGUAAUUUCUUUGCCACGACAGAUAAAAACAGGCGAGUGGGGAAGACAGGUUUUGUGGAGCAGAGGUCGUUUUGGAACAUAUUUAGGAGCUUUGACAAAAUUUGGGUGUUGUUAUUAUUGUUUUUACAAGCUUCUAUCAUUGUUGCUUGGCAGGGGCAUCAGUAUCCAUGGAUUGCUUUGAAGAGUAGGGAUGUGCAGGUGGAGUUGCUCACUGUAUUCAUCACUUGGAGCGGUAUGCGGUUCUUUCAGGCUGUGCUCGAUGCUGGAACUCAGUAUAGUUUGGUUUCGAGGGAAACCAUGUGGCUAGGAGUCAGAAUGCUGCUAAAGGGCUUGGCUGCCGUUGCUUGGAUUAUAGUUUUUUCAGUGUUUUAUGCGCGUAUUUGGAAUCAGAAGAAUUCAGAUGGCUUUUGGUCAGAUGAGGCAAAUGCGAAGAUUUUUAUUUUUCUUCGGGCAGUCUUUGCUUUUGUCAUUCCUGAGCUGCUGGCUUUGAUAUUCUUUGUUCUUCCAUGGAUUCGGAAUGGACUCGAGGGAUUAGAUUGGAAAGUGAUGUAUUUAUUUACAUGGUGGUUUCAUACUCGAAUUUUUGUUGGGCGUGGCUUGCGUGAAGGGCUUAUAGACAAUAUCAAGUACACGAUCUUCUGGGUAGCAGUAUUGGCCUCCAAGUUUUCUUUUAGUUACUUCUUUCAGAUUCAGCCCCUUGUUGGUCCAACCAAGGGACUUUUGAACCUCAAGGGUCCAUAUAAAUGGCAUGAAUUUUUUGGUAGCACUAAUAUUGUAGCUGUUGUGUUGUUAUGGACUCCCGUUGUCCUAAUAUAUCUUAUGGAUUUGCAGAUAUGGUAUUCUAUCUUCUCAUCGUUUGUUGGUGCUAUAGUUGGGUUGUUUUUGCAUCUGGGUGAGAUUCGGAAUAUUGGUCAGUUAAGGCUUAGAUUUCAGUUCUUUGCUAGUGCAAUGCAGUUUAAUCUCAUGCCAGAGGUACAGCAGCUCACCCCUAAACUGACACGUCUGAAGAAAAUUCGUGAUGCCAUCCAUCGAUUGAAACUGCGGUAUGGACUUGGCUUAUCUUACAAAAAGAUUGAAUCGAGUAGGAUAGAUACCACCAAGUUUGCUUUGAUUUGGAAUGAGAUUCUCAUUACUAUGAGGGAAGAAGAUCUCAUCAGCGAUAGAGAUUUCGAUCUCUUGGAGCUUCCACCCAAUUACUGGAGUAUUAGGGUAAUUCGUUGGCCAUGUGUCCUCCUAUGCAACGAGCUGCUCCUUGCUCUAAGUCAGGCAACAGAGCUUGCAAAUAAACCUGACGAGGAUCUUUGGUUAAAGAUAUGCAAGAAUGAGUAUCAGAGAUGUGCUGUAAUUGAAGCAUAUGAUAGUGUGAAAGCCUUGCUUUUGAGUAUUGUUAAAUAUGGUUCAGAAGAAAACUCAAUUGUUGUUAAAAUUUUUAUCGACUUAGAUAAUGCUAUUGGACUGGGGAAGUUCAUGGAGGCUUACAACCCAAAUGUGCUACCAGAAAUUCACGCCAAGUUAAUUUCACUUGUUGAGCUUCUAAUUGGAACUAAGAAAGAUUUGAGUAAGGCAGUUGAUAUAUUACAGGCCUUGUACGAACUUUCUAUUAGAGAGUUCCCAAGAUCAAAAAAAUCCACCAAGCAGUUGAGAGAAGAAGGAUUGGUGCCUCGGAAUCCAGCCACUUACGAAGAAUUCCUCUUUGAGAAUGCAGUUGUGUUUCCUAGUGUAGAGGACAAGUUUUUUAAUAGGAAUGUCCAGCGUCUGCAUACAAUCCUUACAUCUAGAGACUCAAUGCAUAACGUCCCUUCUAAUCUUGAGGCUAGAAGACGAAUAGCUUUCUUUAGCAAUUCACUUUUUAUGAACAUGCCCCGUGCUCCAUAUGUAGAAAAAAUGAUGCCUUUCAGCGUUCUGACCCCUUACUACGAUGAAGAAGUUGUGUAUGGCAAAGAAAUGUUGAGAAGUGAGAAUGAGGAUGGUGUUUCAACUUUGUUCUAUCUGCAGAGAAUCUAUGAAGAUGAGUGGAGGAAUUUUAUGGAGCGAAUGCGUAAAGAGGGCUUGGAGCAUGAGGAUGACAUAUGGACGAAAAAGUCAAGAGACCUUCGUCUUUGGGCAUCAUAUAGGGGUCAGACAUUGUCUCGAACUGUCAGGGGAAUGAUGUAUUAUCAUAGGGCACUAAAAAUGUUCUCAUUUCUAGAUACUGCAUCUGAGAUGGACAUCAGAAUGGGAUCGCAAGAGAUUGCUUCACAUGGUUCAAUUACCCGAAAGCAUGCCUCGGAUGGUUUACAUUCAACACAACCUGCUUCCAGGGAUUUGAAUAGAGCAUCUACUGGAGAAUGGUUACAUAGAAGAUCUGAAUACGGGACUGCCCUUAUGAAAUUCACCUAUGUGGUUACCUGCCAAGUUUACGGACUACAGAAAGCAAAAAGAGACCCUCGUGCAGAGGAGAUCCUAAAUUUAAUGAAGGAUAAUGAAUCCCUUAGAGUCGCCUAUGUUGAUGAAGUUCAUCAUGGGAGGGAUGAGGUUGAAUUUUACUCUGUUCUUGUUAAGUAUGAUCAAGAGCUACAGAAGGAGGUUGUGAUCUAUCGAAUUAAGUUACCUGGUCCUUUAAAGAUUGGAGAAGGGAAACCUGAAAACCAGAAUCAUGCAAUUAUCUUUACACGAGGCGAUGCUAUUCAGACCAUUGACAUGAACCAAGAUAAUUAUUUUGAGGAGGCACUCAAGAUGCGCAAUUUAUUGGAAGAAUUCAACAAGUCUUAUGGUAUUAGGAAGCCGACCAUCUUAGGUGUUCGUGAGAAUGUCUUCACCGGUUCAGUGUCCUCUCUUGCUUGGUUCAUGUCUGCACAAGAGACCAGCUUUGUGACCCUAGCACAAAGAGUUCUGGCAAACCCUUUAAAGGUUAGAAUGCAUUAUGGUCACCCUGAUGUAUUUGACAGAUUUUGGUUUUUGACUCGUGGUGGAAUCAGCAAGGCUUCCAAGGUGAUCAAUAUUAGCGAGGAUAUAUUUGCUGGCUUCAAUUGCACACUUAGAGGGGGCAAUGUGACACACCAUGAAUAUAUACAGGUGGGGAAAGGAAGAGAUGUUGGCUUUAAUCAAAUCUCUAUGUUUGAGGCCAAGGUGGCCAGUGGCAAUGGUGAGCAGGUUUUGAGCAGGGAUAUUUACCGGCUGGGUCAUAGAUUGGACUUCUUUCGUGUGCUUUCUGUUUUCUACACAACUGUCGGGUACUAUUUCAACACAAUGCUUGUAGUAUUGUCUGUGUAUACGUUUUUAUGGGGACGACUUUAUCUUGCACUUAGUGGGGUUGAGGAUGCAGCAAUAGCAUCAAGUACUGGAAACAAUAGGGCCCUUGGAGCAAUAUUGAAUCAGCAGUUUAUAAUCCAACUUGGUCUUUUCACUGCAUUACCAAUGAUUGUGGAGAACAGCCUAGAGCACGGGUUCCUUCCAGCAAUUUGGAACUUCUUGACAAUGCAGUUGCAGCUAGCUUCAUUUUUUUACACUUUCUCUUUGGGAACUCGUACCCAUUUCUUUGGACGCACUAUUCUUCAUGGUGGAGCUAAGUACCGAGCAACAGGACGAGGGUUUGUGGUGCAGCACAAGAGUUUUGCUGAAAACUACAGACUAUAUGCUCGAAGUCACUUUGUGAAGGCAAUUGAGCUUGGGGUUAUUUUAAUAGUGUAUGCUUCCCGGAGUCCUCUGGCUACAAGUACUUUUACUUUUGUCAUUUUGUCAAUCUCUAGCUGGUUUCUCAUUGUUUCGUGGAUAAUGGCCCCCUUCAUAUUUAAUCCUUCUGGAUUUGAUUGGUUGAAAACAGUAUACGACUUUGAUGAUUUUAUUAAUUGGUUAUGGAGUGCUGGUGGAGUGUUCACUAAAGCAGAACAGAGCUGGGAAGCAUGGUGGCUUGAGGAGAACAGCCAUCUGAGAUCAACAGGUCUAUGGGGAAAACUUCUAGAGAUCAUUUUGGAUCUUCGUUUCUUCUUCUUCCAGUAUGCCAUUGUAUAUCACCUUAAUAUUACCGGCAACAACACCAGUAUAGCUGUAUAUUUUAUUUCCUGGGUAUCCAUGAUUGCACUUGUUGGGAUUUAUAUUGUUAUUGCAUAUGCUCAGGACAAGUAUGCUGCGAAGGAGCAUAUCUAUUAUCGACUGGUUCAAUUAAUAGUCAUAGUGAUUACAGUACUCGUGAUUGUUAUAUUGAUGGAGUUUACACCGUUUAAUGUGGGCGAUCUUGUUACCUGUCUCUUGGCAUUCAUUCCUACUGGCUGGGGCAUAAUAUCAAUAGCGCAGGUGCUUAGACCUUUUUUGCAAACCACCGUCGUAUGGGAUACAGUCGUUUCGUUGGCCCGGUUGUAUGAUCUAUUGUUUGGAAUGAUUGUCAUGGCCCCUUUGGCACUGCUCUCAUGGUUGCCUGGUUUUCAGUCAAUGCAAACAAGAAUCUUAUUCAAUGAAGCCUUCAGCCGAGGCCUCCAGAUAUCUCGUAUCAUUGCUGGCAAAAAGACUGUAUGAGAUGUGAAUUCAGAUCUUCUAGCUUUUAUCGUCGAUGCAUUUCUGGGAACCAUGAGAUUCACACCUCAGCUACUUCACAAGAAAGGACUCGGGAAUUCCGCAUUCAAGAUUUGUACAUACUGUUCAUAUUUAAUGUAGUAGACCACGAAUUAUAUCAUUGUUGAUCACCAAACCAUAUCGAGGGCAUCCUGACUAAAUUUUCAGUCCUCAACUUGGUAACUGUAUUGUUUAUUGAAAACUAAUUUUGAUAGAACUUCCCUCUAUCUGUACACGCUGACAUACUUCAUUAUUUUUGUAUUCUGUUGUAUGACUUUUGAGUUUUGACUACUAUGAUGUUCAAGAUUCAGUAAAUUGAGUAAUUGAAAUAA
Cucumis melo (muskmelon) is the source of this 5944-nucleotide messenger RNA. RefSeq names its product callose synthase 11. The transcript is spliced from 2 exons. The coding region runs from base 267 to 5576 and encodes 1769 amino acids. Gene Ontology annotation, cellular component: plasma membrane; 1,3-beta-D-glucan synthase complex. Gene Ontology annotation, molecular function: 1,3-beta-D-glucan synthase activity. The record is from RefSeq and is a predicted model, not a curated record. Gene Ontology annotation, biological process: (1->3)-beta-D-glucan biosynthetic process. NCBI's taxonomy places the organism in Eukaryota, Viridiplantae, Streptophyta, Magnoliopsida, Cucurbitales, Cucurbitaceae.